This is a messenger RNA of Kogia breviceps (pygmy sperm whale), 3076 nucleotides long. RefSeq names its product solute carrier family 46 member 2 (gene SLC46A2). Gene Ontology annotation, molecular function: transmembrane transporter activity. Gene Ontology annotation, biological process: transmembrane transport. The record is from RefSeq and is a predicted model, not a curated record. Lineage: Eukaryota; Metazoa; Chordata; Mammalia; Artiodactyla; Physeteridae. Gene Ontology annotation, cellular component: membrane.
AUAUUGCACAUCAUAUCUCUGAAAGGGAGUUAAUCUCCAACAUAUAUAAGAAUUCCUACAAUUCAGUUGUAAAACAAACAUGGGCUAAGAACUUGGAUAGAUAUUUCUCCAAAGAAGAUACACAAAUGGCCAAGAAGCAUAUGAAAAGAUAAGCUAAUCAUCAGGGAAAUGCAAAUCAAAACCAUAGUGAGGUAUCACCCCACACCUGUCAAGAUGGCUAUUUAUCAGAAUAGAUAAGUGUUGGUGAGGAUGUGAGACACUGGAACCCUUGUGCACUGGUGCUGUGAAAGGAAAAUGGGGCAGCUUCUUUGGAAAACAACGAAGUUUCCUCAAAAAAAAUAAAAGCACUAUGAUCUAGCAAUCCCACUGCGGGGUCUUUAUCCAAAAGAAUUGAAAUCAACACCUCAAAGAGAUACUAGGACUCCUGAGUUUUAAAAAUUUCUCUCAAAGUCUCUGCCACCCAGCUCCCCACAGCACAGAGGUCCCCGUCACUUUUAAACCCCAAAAUAAAACCUCACCGUCCCCCCCCUCAACCAGCUGAUCCCAGGCACCUCACUACUUGUCCCAAACUGCCUUCCAGGGACAGAAUUUUGCCCCCUGCCUUGGGGGGGCGGGGGUGUCUCAAGUCAGGCCCAGUCCCAGGAGAAGUUGCCCAGCGACCUGCGGGAGGUCCAGGCACGCCCGGCCGUGCGGAAAUCUACCCUUCAGGCGGCCGCGCUGCCCAGAGCAGCGUGACGUGGGGGCGCAGCCGGACUCCAGACUCGCCGCGCACUCCCCCGCGCCUGGCUUCCCUGGGCCGCCGCCAGUCCUGCUCCGCCGCCGGGGGGCGGAGCGUGGCCCUUUUUGGUCCGGGCAGGCGUGGCCGCGGUCCCGGAGGUUACUCAGCCUCCCGGCUGGCUGCUGUCACUGGCGCCCUGCGCCUGGCUCAGCUCGGCUCGCAGGUUUCCCCGCGCGCACCCGGGCUGCGCCCCCGCCCUCUGGAGCGGCAGCGGCAGUGGGCAAACCCCUUCCUCCAUCCCCCAUCAGAGAGACCACAUGGAGCCGGGGACCACCUGCCCGUGCAGGGGCCCCCUGCCUCGCCUCCAGGUGUGGACCUGGAUCGAGCCCGUGGUGGCCUCCACCCAGAUGGCCGCCUCCCUCUACGACGCGGGGCUGCUCCUCGUGGUGAAGGAGUCCUCCAGAGUCGGGGUCUCGUCCAACCACAGCGCCAGCCCAUUGCCCCGGGGGGCUCUAGAGAACCAACAGCAGAGAGCCAUCUCCAACUUCUACAUCACCUACAACCUUGUGAUGGGCCUGACGCCCCUGCUGUCGGCCUAUGGGCUGGGCUGGCUCAGCGACCGCUACCACCGCAAGAUCUCCAUCUGCAUGCCUCUGCUGGGCUUCAUGCUCUCCCGCCUCGCGCUGCUGCUCAAGGUGCUGCUGGACUGGCCCGUGGAGAUGCUCUACGGGGCGGCGGCGCUCAACGGGCUGUGUGGUGGCUUCUCGGCGUUCUGGUCGGGGGUCAUGGCCCUGGGAUCCCUCGGCUCCUCGGAGGGCCGCCGCUCCCUGCGCCUCAUCGUGAUUGACUUGAUCCUGGGCUUGGCGGGAUUCUGUGGGAGCAUGAUCUCUGGGCACCUCUUCAAGCAGACAGUCUGGAACUCCAGCCAGGGCCUGGUGCUGACCGCCUUCAGCGUGAGCUGUGCCACCUGUGCCCUUUUCUACAGCCUCUUUGUGCUGAAGGUCCCUGAGUCCAAGGCCAGGCCCAGCAAGGCUGGGGAUAUGGUGUCUGGCACAGUCAGCACCUAUAACACCCUGGAUCUUGAUCUGACAGACGAGCAGAGUGUAGUGAGGCACCCUUCAUCUCCUGCAAAAGCAAAGCCCAAGAAAACCAUUAUUGCCCUGCUCUUUGUGGGUGCCAUCAUAUAUGACCUGGCAGUGGUGGGCACGGUGGACGUGAUACCCCUUUUUGUGCUGAGGGAGCCUCUGAGUUGGAACCAAGUGCAGGUGGGCUAUGGUAUGGCUUCAGGGUACACCAUCUUCAUCACCAGCUUCCUGGGCAUCCUGGUCUUCUCCCGCUACUUCCAGGACACCACCAUGAUCAUGAUUGGAAUGGUCUCCUUUGCGUCUGGAGCCCUCCUCUUGGCUUCUGUGAAAGAGACAUACAUGUUCUACAUUGCUCGGGCCACCAUGCUGUUUGCUCUCAUCCCCAUCACAACCAUCCGAUCGGCAAUGUCCAAGCUCAUCAAGGGCUCCUCUUACGGAAAGGUGUUUGUCAUCCUGCAGCUGUCCCUGGCUCUGACUGGGGUGGUGACAUCUACAGUGUACAACAAGAUCUAUCAGCUCACCAUGGACAAGUUCGUUGGCACCUGCUUUGCACUCUCCUCCUUCCUCUCCUUCCUGGCCAUCAUCCCGAUUGGCAUCGCGGCCUAUAAGCAAGCCUCAUGGUUGCAGCAUGGAGACAUCGCAGAGAAAGGAAGGUGCUUAUCUGCAGAAGCCGGAAACACCAGCAAUGGCUAGGUCUCUCUGAAGACCAAGAAAGGGAACAGGAACUGGUAACCAAAGUAACCCAUUGCUCAAGAAACCCGAGUUCCAGCCAGAGUCAGCCUCAGAGUGACUUGCUCUGGCUCAAGAGUCCCUGGUGGGUAGGGAAAAGCAUUUUCCUGGUGAUGGAGAAACUUUCUCAGCUUUCAGACAUCACUAUCAGUCAGAGGUUAGGUUCUGCAGACAGUAGAGUGUGAACUUUCAAGGGUGAUACGAAGGCUGCACACACAGCCAUACCAGACACUGAAGCCCCUUUUCUUCCAGGAAUGGAAGGGCUUCAGUGUCUGGUAUGAGGGCUCCAACAUAUGGUAACUAGUCACCCAGAAGUCCUGUGUGAGAACUCAAAGUCACACUUUUUCAACAGCCUGAGGGGAAUAGGGAAGGGAUGUUUCCUAAGAACUGCCAACAGUGAAUGUCAGUCAAUAUUUUUUUAAUUAAAAUAGAAACUUGAAAAAAAGUUAGCUUUCUUCCUGGAGGCCUUGUUAUCUGUGAACAACUCCAGACAAAUCUGGAGCUUAGGCAUUUGCCUUCAGGGUAGUUUUGCUGUUAUUUUUAU